Molecule: messenger RNA, 946 nt
Organism: Nymphaea colorata (pocket water lily)
Lineage: Eukaryota; Viridiplantae; Streptophyta; Magnoliopsida; Nymphaeales; Nymphaeaceae
Product: ER membrane protein complex subunit 7 homolog
Exons: 7
Coding region: 104-700 (198 amino acids)
Cellular component (GO): EMC complex
Molecular function (GO): carbohydrate binding
Source: RefSeq, a predicted model, not a curated record
UCCAGAUCAAAGGCGACGCCUUUGCUGAUGAAACACAGAACCCGACUCCCCAGCCCGUUCCUCUCGGCCGCACGGAAACAGGCGCUCCGCCGCCGAUCGAGAGAUGGAAGCGUCCGUCCUCCUCGUCUCGCUAGCGAUCUUCGCUCAAUUGGUCGCUCCCUCUCUGGCGGUUCCCUCGGGGAAUGGCGAUGGUUACACGAUUAACGGCCAAGUGAAGAUUCAAGGGGCACAAAGCAUUAACCUUCUAGGAAAAAUCUCAAAUGUCAAAGUGAUCCUUAAUGGUGGCGAGAAAGUUACUUUUGUCAGACCAGAUGGUUUCUUCUCUUUCCAUGGUGUGCCUGCUGGAACGCAUCUGAUCGAAGUUGCAGCUCUAGGGUAUUUCUUCUCACCGGUACGUGUGGAUAUUAGUGCUAGGAAUCCUGGUAAGGUUCAAGCAGCUCUGACAGAAACCAGGAGGAGUUUGAACGAGCUGGUGCUUGAACCUUUAAGAGAGGAAUAUUAUUAUGAGAAAAGAGAACCCUUCUCCAUUUUAUCUCUUUUGAAAAGUCCAAUGGGACUGAUGGUGGGUUUUAUGCUGGUCGCUGUGUUCCUAUUGCCCAAACUAAUGGAGAACUUGGAUCCUGAAGAAAUGCAAAGAGCUCAGGAGCAAAUGCGAAGCCAGGGUGUUCCUUCUCUCGCAAACUUGUUGCCAAGAAACUGACUUUCUAUUGGAGGCGGUUUUUAGUGGCAGUCGGUUGCUUCAAAUUUGGGAAACUUCAGAAGAACCAGCCAGGAAGUUCAAUUUUUUGCUUUUGUUGAAUGCUCUUGAUCAGCGCAAUAUUUUUGUAUCUAGAACAGAUGCUCUUUCAGAACAUGACUAUAGGUCAAGGUACAAAUAUCAGACAUACAGAUGGCAGAGUUACGUGCUUUCAUGUGUUAUGACAUUCGAUUUCGUUCCCUUGUACUU